GAGGGGUAUUUUGAGAAAUUAUAAUUUAUCACCUAUAACCCAAAAAAAAAAAAGGAGAAAAGGUAAGUUUAGCAAAAAGUUAACAGAAUCUUAAACCACACCGUAUACAAUUAUAAUUCAUCACAAUGGCAUAAACCCCUCUUCUGAUGCUCCGAAACCGAACACUUACAUUUCUGUGCAGUAAACUUGUUAAACCCUACUCAUUUCUUCCACCGUCGACUACGCCAACUACGACGGCGACAAUGACUUCCGCCGCCGUCGAUAAUCUUCCCGCCGAUUCUCAAACCUCCAUUAACAAAGCUCCAUUGAAGAGUGUCGAUGAACCUGAUGUCGGAAUCCUCUGCUACAUCUCUCAACUCCCUGGCUUUCGCGGCAUUCUCAAACAAAGGUAUUCGGAUUUCAUUGUGAAUGAAGUUGAUUUGGAUGGAAAUGUUGUGCAUUUAACUUCAUUGCAUGUUUCUCCUGAGUUGGCUGAAAACAAGGAAGAGAUUGUAGCUGAGCAAUCAGAUAAAAGUUACACUGAAGAAAUUGAGUCAUUUAGGUUGUUAGUGGGUGACGCGGAUGCCGAUCGCCUGAAAGAAAUGAUUGAGAAGAUUAAUGCUGGUGUUGAUCAUGAUAUUUCUCCUUUAGUUCUUUCUCCGAGUUCGGAUAAAGUUCACCGCACGGCGGUGCACAACUUCUUCAAGGAAAAGCUGAAAUUUCUUGUCACAGACACAAUAGAUGGUCCUAAAGAUUUAUCGAAAUGCAUUCGAGUGAGGCCUAAUUCAUCAGGAAAUCAAAAUAAAGGAAGAAAUUUCCGGAAGCGAAAAGAUAGGGAUGAGAAGCCAUUUGAUAAAAGAGGUUCUCAUGACUGGCCAGAGCAUCUUGGCAAGUUCCUCAGGUUUCAUCUUUACAAGGAGAACAAGGAUACUCAAGAGGUCUUGAGGUUGAUUGGCAAGAUGCUUGGUGUCCAGCCUAAAUCAUUUGGAUUUUCAGGCACCAAGGAUAAACGUUCUGUGUCCACUCAACAGGUAACUAUGUUCAAGCAGCGGGCUAGUAGAUUGGCUUCUCUCAAUGCGAAGUUGAUUGGUAUAAAACUUGGUGACUUCUGCUAUGUUAAAGAAGGGCUUCAGCUUGGGCAGCUUUUUGGCAAUAGAUUUACAAUAACAUUGAGAGGUGUUACUGCUGAUUCUGAAGACACUAUCAAAGCAUCUGCUGAUGCCUUAGGAAAGCAUGGAUUCAUUAACUAUUUUGGUCUACAGAGGUUUGGAAGUGGUUCAAUACCAACUCAUCUUAUUGGAGCUGCUUUACUUCGUGGAGAGUGGAAAGCUGCGAUUGAUAUGAUUCUUGAUCCUAGGGAGGGAGAAAGGGAAGCUGUGAGAAAGAUUCGGGAACAAUACAAGGAAAGCAACAAUGUUGAUGGAGCACUGAGGCGAUUGCCACAUCAUAUGGUUGCUGAGAGGUCUAUUCUGUUGUGUCUAAAGAAGUCCCCUGGGAAUUACCAGCAGGCACUGAAGGCUAUUCCUAGGACAAUGAGAAUGAUGUAUGUACACAGCUACCAAAGCUACUUAUGGAAUCAUGCAGCAAGUGUUAGAUUACAGAAGUAUGGAGCUGACAGUGUUGUUGUUGGAGAUCUUGUUUAUUGCAAAGAAGAUUGCAGCGAGUUCAUUACUGCCCCUAACGAGUGUGAGGAGGAUAUUAUUGAUGAGGCAGACAAUAUUAGCAAUCUAGAAGAGAUUGAAGUUGAUGUCCCUGAUGAAAAGAUUUUUCCAGUCAAAGCUGUAGACGAGGAAGAUUUGCUCAAACAAAAGUAUACAAUUGAUGAUGUUAUCCUUCCAUUGCCCGGUUCAAGGGUAAUGUAUCCAGCAAAUGCUGUUGCUGAUGUCUAUCAUGACCUGGCUAAGAAGGAUAAUAUCAGCUUGACAGAGAGUGUACACAAUGUCAAAGAAUUCUCAAUAACAAGUAUGAGUGGAGCUUAUAGACGUGUUUUCCAGAAACCAAUUGAUUUUGAGUGGGAAGUACUCAAGUAUUCGGAUGCUAGUACACCUUUGGCAGAUACAGAUUUGGACAUUCUUGCCAAGACUGAACCUGAAAUUAAGUUUCAAAAGGUGGAUAAAACCAAUGGAAGCAAUUCGUGUGAUGCACCAGAAAAAUGUAGAGAUGGAACUCCAGAUAACACUGAGUCAGAUGGUCCAAAUCAGGCCACACAGACAGCUCUCAAGCUCAGUUUUACCCUCCCAUCAUCUUGCUACGCAACAAUGGCUAUAAGGGAGCUCCUCAAAACAUCAACAUCUGUUGCAUUUCAUAAAACAUUGAACGACCAAGUGUAGCUGCAUGAAGGAACACAUGUCUGAUUCAAUUAUAUGAGGUGGAAUAUGCGCAGAGGCAGAGAGCUGGACUGUGAGCUGAGAUAUGAAUGUUUCUUCAGUCUUCAUUGACCGGAGACUAAAUACUUGCCAAAAGGAUGAUUACAGGUGUUUAACGUAACAGAGCAUGUUAUAGGACAUCCCAAGGAUUCAUAAGAAGACACCAGAUAUGCCAUGGGAAUUCAAUCAUACAUGCUCUCCUACCUCAUGUAAUAAGAAUAUUACUGGGAAGCUUAUGUAAUUUGUAUAACAUGUAGCAUAGAAUCAAGUUCAUUUUUCUAUGUAGUUUAUAAUCUAAUGUUUCUAAAUUAUUUAUUUAUUUAUUUAUUUUUUUUUUUUUAAGAAUAAUCAUGGGUUCUUAGAAGCAAUGUAUGCUAACAAUAUAAUGUUACAACUGAUGAAAAAAAAAUAAAAACUUAUUUUACCAUUCACGUCA
Chenopodium quinoa (quinoa) is the source of this 2781-nucleotide messenger RNA. RefSeq names its product pseudouridylate synthase 7 homolog. Gene Ontology annotation, biological process: pseudouridine synthesis. Gene Ontology annotation, molecular function: pseudouridine synthase activity; RNA binding. NCBI's taxonomy places the organism in Eukaryota, Viridiplantae, Streptophyta, Magnoliopsida, Caryophyllales, Amaranthaceae. The record is from RefSeq and is a predicted model, not a curated record. Gene Ontology annotation, cellular component: nucleus. The coding region runs from base 147 to 2309 and encodes 720 amino acids. The transcript is spliced from 21 exons.